This is a messenger RNA of Mytilus trossulus (common blue mussel), 1218 nucleotides long. RefSeq lists its product as uncharacterized. Lineage: Eukaryota; Metazoa; Mollusca; Bivalvia; Mytilida; Mytilidae. The coding region runs from base 1 to 1218 and encodes 405 amino acids. The record is from RefSeq and is a predicted model, not a curated record. The transcript has a single exon.
AUGCAAGCUAUGCUAGAACUUAGAGCACCACAAAAUAACCUACUCAGUCUACGUGUUUAUUACGACAAGUUAGAGGCUUAUAUAAGAGAUCUUGAAUCGUUAGGCCGUUCCGGAGAAUCGUAUGGUGCAUUACUUAUUCCGAUAAUACUGAACAAGCUUCCGUCAGAAAUACGACAAAACUUAGCUCGUGAAAACGGUUCCGAUAAUUGGGAAUUGAUUGAUUUGAGACGUGGAAUUUUGAAAGAAAUCACUAUAAUUGAAGCUGGACAACGCUCGUCGUCGUUUAUGAAUUCAAUGCAACCUACUGCAAUGACCGCAUCGUUUUUGACAAGCGCUGAUAGAAAAGGUACACCGAGUAAAGUAGUUACAUUCGAUAACCGAGAGAGACAAACACAAAAUAUUCGACAAAAGCCUUGCAUAUUCUGUCAGAAUUUACAUGACCCUGCAAAAUGCCCAAAUGUUACAGAUCACGAUACACGCCUAUCAAUCGUCAAAGAAAAGAAGUUAUGUUUUAACUGCUUAGGAUCACACCGUUCCGUAGAUUGUAAAUCGAAAUUUCGCUGCCGACAGUGCCAUAAAAAGCACCGAACAAGUCUCUGCCAUGAAAAUACAUGUACUAAUGAUAGGCAAACGUCAGUUCAUGCCGUAGUUGAUGAUAGCGAAGAUACAUUGAUCGCCGCAAGUUUUCAUUCGUCUGAAGAAAAAUCCCGUUCGAACGUGCUUCUAAAAACUGCCGUUGCACCAGUUGGGGGAAAUCGAUAUGUUGAUACGCACAUUUUGUUUGAUGAAGGAGCACAGCGCUCUUUUGUUACCGGGGAGUUAGCCUCGAAAAUAGAUUUAGAAAUACUAGGAACAGAAACCAUACAUUUAUCGGCAUUUGGAAGCACCGACAGCAAAGUCCGUCAUUUGUCAAGAGCACGCGUAUACGUAGAGUCGAUAAACAGAACGAAAAUUCCAGUUGAGGUUCUAGUAGUACCGAACAUCGCCAGCCCGUUAACCAAUUACAUCGGUAAUGGUAUGCGAGAAUUCAAGUACCUGAAAGGAUUACGUUUAGCUCAUCCGUUUACAGAAGACAACUCUUCUUUUGAAAUUUCCUUGCUCAUCGGAGCUGAUUUCUAUUGGGAUUUCGUAGAGGAUACAAUAUUAAGAGGAAAUGGUCCAACUGCCGUAAAGUCUAAACUUGGCUAUUUUAUUGUCUGGUCCAAUUCCAACAUCUAA